This is a messenger RNA of Cinclus cinclus, 1567 nucleotides long. Its product is annotated as cytochrome b-245 light chain. Gene Ontology annotation, biological process: superoxide anion generation. The transcript has 6 exons. Gene Ontology annotation, cellular component: NADPH oxidase complex. Lineage: Eukaryota; Metazoa; Chordata; Aves; Passeriformes; Cinclidae. Bases 242 to 790 code for a protein of 182 amino acids. The record is from RefSeq and is a predicted model, not a curated record. Gene Ontology annotation, molecular function: heme binding.
UCCGGGUCGGGACCGUCCGGGCGGAGCCGAACCGGGACGGGCCGGGCUCCAGCGGGCAGAGCGGAGCGAGCCCCAUCGGGCCGAACCGAACCCCAUCGGGCCGAACGGGAGGAGCAGGAUCCCAUCGGGCUGAGCCGAGCACAGCCGAACCGGACCGGACCGGGCCGGGAGCGGCCGAACCCGCUCGAGCGGAGCCGGGAGUAGCCGAAGGCGCUCGGGCCGGCCGGUUCCGCUGCGGGCCAUGGGGCAGAUCGAGUGGGCCAUGUGGGCGAACGAGCAGGCGCUCGCCGCCGGGCUCAUUCUGCUGACGGGCGGGAUCGUGGCCGUGGCGGGGCAGUUCAAGGGCUGGUACUUCGCAGCGUAUUCCAUCGCUGCAGGUGUCCUGGUCUGCCUGCUCGAGUAUCCCAGGAGCAAGCGGAAAAAGGGCUCCACCAUGGAGAGGUGUGGCCAGAAGUACCUGACAGCCGUGGUGAAGCUGUUUGGGCCCCUCACCAGGAAUUACUACAUCCGAGCCAUCCUUCACGCCGCCCUGGCUGUCCCUGCUGGUUUCCUCCUCUCCACCAUCCUGGGCACCGUCUGCCUGGGCAUUGCCAGUGGCAUCUACCUGCUGGCUGCAGUUCGAGGUGAGGAGUGGAGACCCAUUGAGCAGAAGCCCCAGGAGCGGCCACAAGUGGGGGGCACCAUCAAGCAGCCCCCCAGCAACCCCCCACCCCGGCCUCCCCCCGACGCCCGCAAGAAGCAGCCAGAGGUGGGGGGGCAGGUGAACCCCAUCCCUGUGGAAGUGGAAUAAUGGGGGAUCCUCCUGCCCUGCUGCCCUGCUGCUGCUUCCCAGCUGUUCCUGGAUCCACUGCAGGGAUCCCCUAAACCCUGAGGGUGCUGAGCUCCUUGGUGUGGGUCCCUAGCUCCUGGUGAUGCUCAGAUCCCUGGGAUCAUCAGUUCCCCCUGGGCUCCCCAGUUUCCCAAGGGAUUCCCAAAUCCCCAGUGAUGCUGUGGGCAUCUCCAAAUCCCCAGCAAUGCUCAGCUCCCUUGUAGGAUCUCCAUCUCCUAGGGAUCCCCCAGUCCCCUAAGAUGCUCAUCUCCCAAAUUCCCAGUGAUGUGAUGUUCCCUGUGGGGUUUCCAGUCCCCAGGGGCUUCCCAGCUUUUGGAGAUUCCCAAAUCGCUGGGGCUGCUCAACUCGCUGUGGGGUCUCCAGCUCCCAGGAACUUCCCAGCUCCUGGACCUCACCAAAUCCCCAUGGAUGUUCAGCUUCCUGUGGGGGCUGCAGCCUCCGAGGGCUUCCCAACUCCUAAGGAUCCUUCAAAUCCUUAGGAAUUCUUAGCUCCCUGAGUCUCCUGUUUCCAGGGGCUCCUCAGCUCCUGGGAAGCCCCAAAUCCCUGGGCAUGCUCAGCUCCCUGAGGGUCCCAACUCUCCAAGCAACCCCCAGGUCCCUGGGGGAUCCCCAAAUCCCUAUGGAACUCCAGCUCUCAGAGAAUCCCCAGUACCUGGGGGGGAUCAGGAAGCUCUGCUCCAGCUCUCCCUGUUUUUUUUUUGUCAUUUCUGCAGUUGCUGUUGCAAUAAAAAAGUGGGA